GCCAUGACACUUCCGGGUUUCCCCGAGGGAAAGAAGUUUUCUCGCUGCUGCUGCCUGCCGCCUUCUAACGAAACCUUUUUUAACUCCGUCUUUUUCUGUCCAUGCACACUUUGGAAGUUUUAUUACAAUUAAUAUUCACUUGUUCGCUCCAGUCCUAGAAUAUGUCUGACAACAGAAGCGGCAACGACGACGAAGAGAAACUUGAAGGUGCUGUGGGUGGUGAAGAUGUCAUUGAUGAUCCCAUCCUGGAACAAGGAGCAGUUGUCCUGCGAGGGUACGUAAUCGAGCGGAUAAACAUGGAGGACCCCAGUCGAAACGUUUGCUCCGAGGACCUGGGCGGGACGCCAGACGAGCAACAGGAACCACAAGUCAAAGAAGUUGUGGAGCAGCUCCUGAAGAUUGCGGAUGAGUUGAACAGGAAUGCUGAGCUCCAACGACUAAUCAACCAGAUUCAAGAGGACUGUGCUCAGGAUAUUUUUAUGAAGGUUGCCAGGAACUUCUUUGCUGACGGCAUCAACUGGGGGAGAGUUGUUGCUCUCUUCCACCUGGCAUACAGACUCAUAUACAAGGCUCUGACCACCAACCGUCUGGAGAACAUCCGCCUGAUCAUCAGCUGGGUGCUGCAAGUCGUCAGAGAGCAGCUCUACAAUUGGCUGGUCCAGCAGGGAGGCUGGGAAGGAGUGAUCCGCGUGUGGUCUCGCUGGAGGACGCUCACCUUGGUGGCGUCCGUGAUUUUGGUGGCGUCCUUUGUCUUCUACAGGAGGACACGCUGACUCAGCAGUCACCAUGUACUGUUCACAUGUAGCAAGAUGGUUCCAGACUCAGAAUCCUGAGGAGCGAUGGAGCAAAGCAGGGGUGACGAUGAGAUUCAUUUGCAUAUUUGUGACAUCACUGGUGAUGGAAGCUGCUGACGUGACACACAUCUCCAUCUUCUUGUCGCACUUUUAUUCAUCGUCAUUUGAGGACCUCUCCAAGUGCCAAACACUGCUGGUUUCUUUCUGAAGUACACAAUCCUGCACAAGCCGUACUUCAGCUUUGUUUACACAAAUAGGAGAAAUGGUUUGCCUGCACCGACUCUAAUAAAAGAUCUUUUACUGUA
Messenger RNA from Nerophis lumbriciformis (worm pipefish), 1099 nucleotides. RefSeq names its product apoptosis regulator BAX. NCBI's taxonomy places the organism in Eukaryota, Metazoa, Chordata, Actinopteri, Syngnathiformes, Syngnathidae. The record is from RefSeq and is a predicted model, not a curated record. Gene Ontology annotation, cellular component: mitochondrial outer membrane. Gene Ontology annotation, molecular function: channel activity; BH domain binding. Gene Ontology annotation, biological process: mitochondrial fusion; extrinsic apoptotic signaling pathway in absence of ligand; regulation of apoptotic process.